UUCAGUUCAUGUCAAGGACACUUGGUUCGUUCUUUGAUUAAUUGGAGUUAUUGGGUCCUAUGAGAUUACCCGAUACUCCAUUCUUAGAUCUGAUAAAUAAGUUUAGGUUUUGGAUAUCUGGGGGUCUUGAUUCUGUCGAACGCGUGAUGUCUGGUAAUAGCAGUUGCGAGAGGUGCUGUGAGGGUCACAUGGACUCGACGGGCGAUUGGGGUAGAUGCCAUUGCCAAAGUUGUGGCAGGUAUCUGUGCGGAAGAUGUACUCGGGGAUCCGAACCCGCCCUUGUUCUAGAUUCAGGUGGGUCGAAACACGGGGAAGCUGGUGGUGUGGUCGGCAUUAAGCACUGCAAACUUUGUGCUGAGAGUAAGGUCAGAGCAGAAGGUCGGAAGAAGUACUGUGAGAAAGUACACCCUCGAGAUAGUCCGGAGCCGCCAUCGCCUUGCUUCAGUUCGAAUAGCGAGUCUAUUCAAAGCAAUUUGGCCCAAUUCCUGGAUUCUCAAGAGAAUUUAUAUUCCACACGUGGCGUGAUCACCAGCGGCAUGGCUUCAGUUACUGCUCAUUUAGCACCGGUAUCUGUUCGUUGCUCCCCGAGCAGAUACAAAAGUGAUGAAGAAGCGGAGGAUUCUGGGAAGCACUCAGUAAGUCCCUUGAGUGAUUAUUCUCAUGGGAUUACAGAUAUAGGUUCACGUAGUUUUAGUUCCAGACAUGAUUUCGACAGUUAUAGGUCUGUGUUUUCCACUCCUUCAAACAGUCCCUCUAGGAUUAAUUAUACUUCCUAUAGACGUGGACAGUUUGCACAGCACGAGCAAGAGGGAAGCCCGAUGUCUCGUGAUGGUCUCUUUGAUCCAGAAGGCAUGGCUGUUUUAAGAAAGCCUGAGGUAGGGACUGAGGAUGCAGAGAGUAGUGAUUACUGCUCGGAUGAUUUGUCCAUCUUCAGAAGCCAGUAUGAAACAUCUCAACAGCCAUUGGAUUUUGAAAACAAUGGCCUUAUCUGGUUUCCUCCUCCACCUAAUGAUGAAGAUGACGAGGUGGAGGGCAAUUUCUUUGAAUAUGACGAUGAAGAUGACAAUGUUGGAGAUUCAGGAGCAAUAUUCUCGUCCAGCAGUAGCCUUUCUAGUAUGUUUUCAACAAAGGAGAGACAACAUGAGGGAAAUAAGGAGCCUUUAAGGGCUGUGGUCCAAGCUCAUUUUAGGGCUCUUGUAUCACAGCUAUUACACGGAGAGGGAAUCAAGAUGGGCGGAGAGGAUAGAGCUGAGGAGUGGACUGAUGUGGUGGCAAACAUAUCAUGGCAAGCUGCAAAUUAUGUGAAGCCAGAUACCAGCAGGGGGGGUAGUAUGGAUCCUUGCAAUUAUGUUAAGGUUAAGUGUGUAGCAACAGGAAGUCCAAGUGAGAGCGCCCUCAUUAAGGGGGUAGUAUGUACAAAAAACAUAAAGCACAAGCGCAUGACAUCACAGUACAAAAAUCCUAGAAUACUGAUUUUAGGAGGAUCGCUUGAAUAUCAGAGAGCUUCAAUUCAGCUGGCUUCUUUUGACACACUACUGCAGCAGGAAAUUGAUCAUCUCAAGAUGAUUAUUUCAAGAAUAGAGGCUCUUCAUCCAAAUGUUCUGCUGGUAGAGAAAAGUGUUUCGUCUUAUGCUCAAGAGUAUCUGCUGGAGAAGGAAAUAUCUUUGGUGUUAAAUGUGAAAAGACCGUUGCUGGAGCGUAUAUCCAGAUGCACUGGUGCUCUAAUUACUCCGUCGACUGAUAAUAUUUCUACGACAAGGUUGGGGCAUUGUGAACUCUUCCGACUGGCAAGAGUGUCUGAAGAACAUGAAACUUCCACCCACUCAAACAGGAAACCCUCUAAAACUUUGAUGUAUUUUGAAGGUUGUCCUAGACGCUUGGGUUGCACGGUUCUUUUGAGGGGCACGUGUCGUGAAGAGCUAAAGAAGGUUAAGCACGUUGUUCAGUAUGCAGUGUUUGCUGCCUACCAUCUAUCGCUCGAAACUUCCUUUCUCGCUGAUGAGGGUGCUACGUUGCCCAAGAUAGCUCUAAAACGAUCUUUACCGAACGAAAAAGCUGCCUAUGGUGUCCUUUUGCCACUUUCAGCUUCUAAUAAAGCUAAUUAUGAAGAUUUAACUGAUGGCUGCAGUCUAGAUAAAAUUGUGGAUAUUGGUUCAGAAAUUGGAGGAAUGGAAACCCUUUGUAAUCAUCUUGCUCAUGGUUCUCCAUCUCCACAAAUGGAACUCAGUGGCCAAAGUGCACUCUCUGAUGCAUACAAUGACGAUUCAGCUCUAAUUGAUGGUCUUGAAUCAUGUGGCUUAAGUCAGUCCAAAGACUUCCAGAGAUCUGCUGAUUUUCCUUGUAAGACUGGAAAUAUACCCCUGCCUCAAUUACCUGGAGGUACACAUCAGGAAGCGUUGCAGGCCGGUGCAGCUGCUGAAGGGGAAAAGUCUUUGGGGAAUGAGGAAAAUGAAGUGGCUGGUGAGUACUUUUCAGCCACUGACACUAACCAGAGCAUAUUGGUUUCCUUUUCAAGUCGAUGUGUCCUUAAGGGAACUGUGUGUGAACGAUCUCGGCUUUUACGCAUCAAGUUUUACGGGUGUUUUGAUAAGCCUCUUGGGAGAUAUCUUCGUGAUGACCUUUUUGAUCAGACAUGUUGCUGUCGAUCUUGUAAUAAGCCUGCUGAAGCCCAUGUCCUGUGCUACACCCACCAGCAGGGGAAUCUUACAGUUAAUGUAAAGCAGGUUCCUUCUUUAAAACUACCUGGUGAACAGGAUGGGAGGAUAUGGAUGUGGCAUCGGUGCUUAAAGUGUGCACACGUGGAUGGAGUUCCACCGGCUACUCCAAGAGUGGUCAUGUCAGAUGCUGCAUGGGGUCUUUCUUUUGGAAAAUUCUUGGAACUUAGUUUUUCGAACCAUGCAACUGCUAAUCGUGUUGCUACAUGUGGCCAUUCCUUGCAGAGAGAUUGCCUCCGUUACUAUGGCUUUGGAAGCAUGGUUGCUUUUUUCCGAUAUUCUCCUAUUGACAUUCUUUCUGUCCAUCUACCUCCUUCGAAGCUUGAAUUCAAUGGUCUUCAACAAGAAUGGUUAAGAAAAGAAGCAGCAGUGUUGACAGACAAGGUGGAAAAUUUGUAUCUGGGGAUGUCAGAUGUACUUGACAAUGUUGAACAGAAAAGUAUGUUUCUUGGACAUGAAUCUUUAGAUACAAGUGAGCUCCGGAACUACAUCAAGGACCUGAAAGAUCUUCUAAAGAAGGAAAGAAGUGAUUACGAUGAGCUGCUUGAAUUAGCUAUGAUGGAGUCGUCGCAACAAGGUCAGAUGACCAUAGACAUUUUGGAAAUGAAUCGCAUGCUGCGAUCUCUCAUAAUUGGUUCCUGUGUUUGGGGUCGCCGGCUCUAUUCUCUAGAUUUGCUUGUUGAGAGAGACUCUCCUAAGACAAAGCGAGGGGAUGCUUUAUAUGCCCAACUGAAAGAGUUGAGAAAUGAUCUCCUGUACAAGGAUGGAAGCGGUAACAUCUCUGAUUCCUCGGAAUUGACUGCUGCGUCUGCCAGUGGAUUUUUCUUAGAGCAAGCGGACACACAUUUAUCAUCACUGGGUCCUUGUGUCCCUGAAAAUUCAGCACUGACUUCUACCCAUCAUAACACAGAGGAGGAUGUGCUCUCAAAUGGAGAGAUCAGUUAUACUAACACCUUCUCUGAAACUAUUCCCACUGAAGAACCUAAUCUUUCUGAGAGGAUAGAUUGCGCAUGGACCGGUAGCGAUCAUCUCACGACAGAAAAUCAACCUUUCCAUAGUUCGCUGGCUGAUGGAGCCACAGCUUCUUCUGGACAUAUUAAUGAAAGUAAUAGCCCCCCUUUUAGGAGGUUAAUGUCACCUCUGAGGGUUCAGUCUUUCGACUCAGCAAUGAGAGUGCGUGACAGAAUUCGGAAAGGUUUGCCCCCUUCUUUGUUGCAUUUGUCAACCCUAGGAUCAUUCCAUGCUUCUGGAGCUUAUAGAAAUAUGUUGAGAGACCCGGUUUCUAAUGUAAUUAGGACUUACUCACAAUUGUUGCCAUUGGAGGCUCAGAAGUUAAACUUGACUGUUAGCUCCGCACCGUCUCUCAUCGCCACUUCAUCUCUUUUGGCGGGGGGAGCCCGCUUGUUGCUUCCACAAACAGGCCAUAAUGACAUAGUAAUUGCUGUUUAUGACGAGGAGCCUACUAGCAUUAUAUCAUAUGCACUUUGUUCUAAAGAGCAUGAAGACUGGGUCUCUAGUAUGUCACGUGAGCAUGGAGGGGACUGGAGCGGUGAUGAUAUUCACAAGGAUGAUGUCGUGGCUUCUAGCUUUACCACUUGGCAAUCUUUUGGUGCUCUCGACUUUGACCAUGCCAAUUAUGGGAGUUAUGGAUCAGAGGACGCAUCGUCGUCCAUGGCGACAAUUUUCAAGGACUCGAACAAAUCUCCACAUUUGCGGAUUUCUUUUGGGGACGAGUCCUCUACAGCUGGUGGCAAAGCGAAGUUUUCAGUCACAUGUUACUUUGCGAAGCAGUUCGACUCUCUGCGAAGGAAAUGUUGCCCGAGUGAAGUAGACUUUGUUCGCUCACUGAGCCGAUGUCGGAGAUGGAGUGCACAGGGAGGAAAAAGCAAUGUUUAUUUCGCUAAAUCUAUGGAUGAAAGAUUCAUUAUUAAGCAAGUUACAAAGACGGAGUUGGAGUCCUUUGAGGAAUUUGCUCCUGAAUAUUUUAAGUAUCUGACAGAAUCUAUCAGCUCAGGAAGCCCAACAUGCCUUGCUAAAGUUCUUGGACUUUAUCAGGUCACUGUGAAAAGCCUGAGAGGCGGGAAGGAGAUGAAAAUGGAUUUGAUGGUGAUGGAGAAUCUCUUUUUUAAGAGAAGCAUCUCAAGGGUCUAUGAUCUUAAAGGGUCAGCAAGAGCUCGUUACAAUCCAGAUACGUCGGGAAAGGACAAAGUACUGCUCGAUCUGAAUCUUUUGGAGACUUUGCGCACAAAGCCCAUUUUCCUAGGAAGCAAGGCAAAGAGAAGUCUGGAGAGGGCCAUCUGGAAUGAUACGUCCUUCUUAGCGUCUGUCGAUGUUAUGGACUACUCGCUCCUCGUUGGUGUGGACGACGAACGCAAGGAGUUGGUUUUGGGGAUCAUUGACUUCAUGAGGCAAUACACCUGGGAUAAGCAUCUGGAAACGUGGGUCAAGGCGUCGGGAAUUCUCGGAGGUCCGAAGAAUGCUUCACCAACCAUCAUAUCUCCCAAGCAAUACAAGAAGAGGUUCCGAAAAGCCAUGACUACGUAUUUUCUUACCGUACCGGAUCAGUGGUCGCCUUGAACAGAACGUACGCAUUCUUUCUUCUUCCUUUUUCUCCUUUUCACUGAAAAUGUAUUUAUUCAUUAAUAAGAAAAUGUCGAGAAAGCUACAGCCGCAAUGCAAAUGCAGAGAAAAAAUAGGCUCUUUAAUUUCUCUUUUGCCGCGACAUCUUGUAUACGGGUAGAAUUAGCCCACGACCAGGUCUUAACAUAAUGAAGGGGAGGAAUUCUUUUGGCAAAA
Syzygium oleosum is the source of this 5510-nucleotide messenger RNA. Its product is annotated as putative 1-phosphatidylinositol-3-phosphate 5-kinase FAB1C. Gene Ontology annotation, molecular function: 1-phosphatidylinositol-3-phosphate 5-kinase activity; ATP binding. Lineage: Eukaryota; Viridiplantae; Streptophyta; Magnoliopsida; Myrtales; Myrtaceae. Gene Ontology annotation, biological process: phosphatidylinositol phosphate biosynthetic process. Bases 60 to 5291 code for a protein of 1743 amino acids. Gene Ontology annotation, cellular component: endosome membrane. The record is from RefSeq and is a predicted model, not a curated record. The transcript is spliced from 11 exons.